AUGAAAGAUCCAAAUUAUAAAGAUACUAAAGUUUCAUUGUCAAAAUCCAAGGAAUUCUUCAUACAUUAUCAGUUGUUGAUGUGGAAAAAUUUCUUACUUCGUAAACGACGCCCUGGAUUUCUCUUAGCUGAAAUCUUAGUCCCUUUGAUGAUCCCAAUUAUUUUAGUUGGAAUGCGAACUGAAUCACCACCAGUAAAUGAGAACACAUGCCAUGUUCGUUCAGUAAAUCUUCCAACAAUGGGUUUAUUCAGUUAUCUACAGUCCAUUGUUUGUAAUUUCCUUUAUCGUUGUCAUUCUAUAGAUCCUGAUAGCACUUCUCAACAGUAUAAUUACACUGUGUUUGGUAAUUUACUUGAGAAUAUUUCUAGUAUUGUUGGAGAUUUGUUGACUGAAAAUAUAACAAAAGAUUUUCAACAUUAUAAUAUUUCAAAUUUUUUAAAAUUUAUGAAUGAUCCCAAUAGUCAAUCAUUAAAACAAUUAAAAUUUAUUCUAUUCAAUAUUCAACAAAUUUAUCAAGAUAUUUUCAAUGAAUUAAUUUAUGAAAAUGAUAAUACAAAUGAAAGUAAUAAUCAUCAUCAUAAUGAUAAUAAUCGAUUAAAUGAAUUACAUAAUAAAACAAUCAAUUUUGGUAUAUUUAAUAUAACAAUCAAACAAAUUUAUUGGUUAUCAACUAUAUCCCGAUUUAUAUGCGGUACAAAAACAUCACAUUUAAAUGAUAUUGGCCAAUUAAUGGAAUUCAUAAAAGAUAUUGAUUUUACUAAUUUAUUUGAUAUUGAAAAAAAAUUAACCCGAAUUCAACGUUCAUUACCAUUAAUAACACCAAUGAAUUCUAUGAAUUCUAUCAAUAAUAAUUAUAAAAUUAAUUGUAUUUCAUUACAAAAAUUAUUACAUAAUAAAUUAUUUAUACAAUAUACCGGACGUAUAAGAUUUUUAUUAAAUGGUUAUAUAUAUUAUUAUCCUGUAAAUCAAUGGACAAAUGAAAUCAUGUAUAGAGUAAUGGAACCGCAACGUUUAUUAUUAUUCUUUAAAAAUACAUUAAAACAAUAUCAAUUACAUACUAAACCAAUUUUAAAUUAUUAUUUAUCCAAUACAUCAUUAUUAAUACAAGUUAGACAUUUAUUAAAUCUUUGUAUAUCACAUUUUAAUAAUCAUAAUAAUAAUAAUCAUACAAUAUUAUAUAAUACUAUUCGAAAUAUAUGUAUAAAAGGAUUAUAUUGGUUAAGUCCUGAAAUAAACAAUUAUACAAAUCAAACAAAUGAUUUAUUAAAUAAACCAAUUAUUUUUAAUCGAAUUAAUAAUAUCAUUGAUAUUAUGAUACAAUUAUUAGAUUGUUUUCCCUUAGCAACAAAUAUAUACGGUGUAAAUAAUGAAACAAAUUUUAAUUUACUUAUGGAUUUAUUUAAAUCACAAGUACAUCCAAUUGUUCAAGGUAUUAUAUUUAAUAAUACAAUAUUUUCAUUAACUAAUCAUCAUAAUUAUACAUUGGAUAUGUUAAAAAAUUCAUCAACUAUAGUAACAAUACGUCAAAGUUCCUAUCUUAUAGAUGAUACAAAUAAUUAUAAAGUAUUAGAUCAUACAUGGCAUCCAGGACCACGUAAUAAUGUAAAUGAUGGUGAUACAAAAUAUUUUACAAGUGGUUUUUUAGAUAUACAAGAUUUAAUUAGUAAUGCAAUUAUAGAAAUAUCUAAUAAUUUACCAGAACGUAUUCAACGUUUAAAUAAUUCAUGGAAUAUAUGGAAUACAUCAUCAUCUUCAUCAUCAUCAUCUUCAUCAUCGUCAUCAUCAAUGGAUUUAUUGAUUGGUAAACAAAUGAAAUUUUUUCCAACUACAUGUUAUAUAAAUGAUAAAUUUUUAUAUAAAAUAACAAAAUUAUUACCACAAUUAUUAAUUCUAACAUGGAUAUUAACAGCGAUGUUAUUAACAAAAUAUAUUGUAGAAGAAAAAGAAUUAUAUAUUAAAGAAUUUACUAAAAUUAUGGGUUUUACUAAUAUUAUACAUUGGUUUAGUUGGUUUAGUAGUACAUUUAUAGUUGUAUUACCUAUUACUAUCAUUAUUACAAUUAUAUUAAAAUAUGGUAAUAUUAUUAUAUUAAGUAAUAUAUUUAUUAUAUUUUUAUUAUUUAUAUCUUAUAUUAUAUCAAUUAUUAUGUUUUGUUUUUUAUGUUCAAUAUUUUUUUAUAAAGCUAAUUUAAGUGCUAUUAUAACUGGUUUAUUUUAUUUUAUAUUAUAUAUACCAUUACCAAUUAUAUUAAUGAAUGAAAAAUGGAUUACAGAAGAACUAAUUAUAUUUACAUCAUUAUCAAAUCAAGUAGCAUUUUGUUUAGGUUUAUAUUCAUUAUUAAGAUCAGAAUCACAAGGUUUUGGUACACAAUGGAAUAAUAUAUGGCAUAUUAAAUUAAGUGAUUCAUUAUAUUCACCUGGUAAAUGUAUACUGAUGUUAUGGAUUGAUUCUAUAUUAUAUUUAUGUAUAACAUUAUUAAUAGAAUGGAUUAUAUCAAACAACCAUUAUAUAUAUCAAUCAUUUUAUUCAAGAAUUAUAUAUCAAAACUGGAAGAUAAUCAAAAAGAAUCAUGAAAAGAAUCCUAUCGAUUCAAUGAAUAAUAAUAAUAAUAAUAAUGUUUAUGAAGAAAGUGGGAAAUUGCCAUUAUGUAUAGAAUCGAAUACAGAAUGUUUACCAAUUAGUAUAUCUGUAAAAAAUAUUAGUAAAAUUUAUACUAAAAAUAAUAAACCAGCAUUAAAUCAAUUAACUAUCGAUUUUUAUACAAAUCAAAUUACAUCAUUAUUAGGACAUAAUGGAUCAGGUAAAUCGACAUUAAUAUCCAUUUUAACUGGUAUUCAUAAACCAUCCAAUGGUACAGCAUAUAUUUGUGGUUAUAAUAUAUAUAAUCAAAUGAAUAUAAUACGUACUAAUUUAGGUUAUUGUCCACAACAUAAUAUCUUAUUUGAUUAUUUCACAGUUAUUGAACAUAUAAAAUUUUAUGCUAAAUUAAAAGGUUUUAAUAAUGAACAAAUGAAUAUAGAAAUACAAUAUUUUAUAAAAUUAUUAAAUUUAAAUGAUAAACUAAAUGAUCAAGUAAAAUAUUUAUCUGGUGGACAAAAACGUAAAUUAUCUAUAGCUAUAGCAUUUAUUGGUCAUUCAUCAAUUAUAUUAUUAGAUGAACCAACUACUGGUAUUGAUCCAUAUUCACGUAGAUCAAUAUGGGAUUUAAUUAUUAAAAUGAAAUUAAAUAAAACAAUUAUUAUAACAACACAUCAUAUGGAUGAAGCAGAUAUUUUAGGUGAUCGUAUAGCUAUUAUAUCACAAGGUCAAUUAAAAUGUUAUGGUUCUAGUUUAUAUUUAAAAUCAAUAUAUAAUCAAGGUUAUUAUUUAAUAUUAGAACGUCAAAAUCAAUCUAUAAAUAAUGAUUCUAUAGAAAAUUAUCAUAAUAAUGAUACAUUAAUCAAUGAACCGAUCAAUUAUAUCAUUAAUUAUUUAAAACAAUAUAUUAAUGAUAUACAUUUAAUUGAUUUUAAUCAAAAUGAAUUCAUAUUUCGUAUACCAAUCCAUAAUGUUAUUGAUAAUUCAUUAAGUCAUUUAUUGAAACAAUUUGAAAAUCAACAAUCUAAUAAUGAUCAAAUGAAAUUACCUAUUGAAUUAAUAUCACAUGGUAUAAUUAGUUAUGGAUUAACGGAUACUUCAUUAGAGGAAAUAUUUCUUAGUAUAGCGGAUGAUCCUGCAAUGUUAUCAAAGAAUUCAAAUAAUUCAUUAUGUGAUAAUAUUACAAUAACUAAUAAUCAAAAUGAUAAUCAAUAUGAAAUUGAUAAAAAUCAAAUCAAUACAUCAAUGAAUCGAAUACAAGAACAACAACAGCAAGAAACGUUAAUUGAUACUAAAUUACAUGAAUCACAUUUAACAGAUAUAGGCCAAAUUUCAUCAUCAUCAUCAACAACAACAUUAUUACGUCAUCUUAAUCGUAAACAUGAUUAUAAAAUAAAUAAAUUAAAACAAUCUAAUGAUAUAACAGAUAAUAAAUCAAUAUUAAAUGAAAAUAUACCAUUGCUACAAUCUAAUAUAAAACAACAAAUGAAAGCAAUGUUUAUAAAACGUUUACAUUAUUUUAAACGAUCUAAAUUAAGUAUAUUUAUUGAAUUUAUAUUACCUAUAUGUGUACUUAUUUUAGCAUUAAAAUCAUCACAAUUUUUUAUUAAAACAACAUCAUAUCAACCAAUGAUUAUAACACCAUGGCUUAUGAUAAAUGAUAAAAAUAAAUUACCAUUAAAUACAUUUUAUGAAAAUAAUUUAUAUGAAUUAAAUGAUCCAAUUGAAAAUAUAAUGAAUCAAUCAAAAUUAUUUAAAUCUAUAUUAAAUAUAGGAUGGAAUUAUGAGAAUGCAUUAAAAAGCCCAUUAGGAUGGACUGGUAUAGGUUGUUUAUCUAAAGAAACAUUAAGAAAUAUCAAUGGAUAUUAUAAAAUAUAUGAUCAAUGUAAUUUAUCUAAUAUAAAAAUAAUGAAAACAGAUUUAACUUAUAAUGAAAUGAAAUAUAUACGUUCUAUUCAAUCUAUUGAUUGUUCAUGUAAUUUAUCCUGUUUCAUAAAUAGUUAUACAUUGGCUCAUCAACAACCAAGUUUUAGAAUUUUACCAACUAAAGAUAUUUUCUAUAAUUUAACAUCAUUUAAAGUAUCAAAUUAUUUAAUAAAUACACAACAUCAAUAUAUAAGACAAAGAUAUGGUGGUUUAAGUUAUCAUACAUUAAAUUAUCCAUCAUUUCGUAAAAUGUUUAAAUAUUUAUUAAAUUCAAAUCAUUUAUUUAUACAUUUAUUAACGAAUACUACUAGUAUCUAUGAUAUACAUAAUAAUUUAAUUAAAAAAGAUACUUUCUGGAUUGAUUUAAUAACAUUUCUAAGAUUAUCAUUACCAUCUAUAUCAUAUUUACGUAUAUGGUUUAAUAAUAAAGGUUAUGUAUCUGGUCCAGCUUAUUUAAAUUCAUUACAUAAUUUACAAUUAAAUAUGUUAUUAAAUAAUUAUAAUAAUUUAACUAAUAUUAUAUUUAUUAAUUAUCCAUUAUCAUUAUCAAAUCUAAAUGAUAAUAGUUUAGGUUUAUCUAAAGAAUUAUUAAUUGAUUUAACAUUAUCAUUAUUUACAUUACUUAGUUUAUCCCUGAUACCAGCUAGUUUUAUAUCAUUUUUAGUGAAAGAAAAUAAUAUUGGUUCAAAACAUUUACAAAUUGUUUCAGGUUUAAAAUCAAUGAUCUAUUGGUUAACAUCAUAUUUAUGGGAUAUUAUAAAUUAUAUGAUAUGUGGUUUAUUAUGUAUUAUUAUAUUUAUUAUAUUUGAAAAAUUCGCUUAUAUUCAUUCAGAUGUUAUUUAUGCAUUUAUUUUAUUAAUUUUAUUAUAUGGUAUAGCUAUUAUACCAAUGUUAUAUAUGACAACAUAUUUUAUUACAUCAUCAAGUACAUCAUUAGUAAUAUUAUCUAUAUUUAAUUUAUUAAUUGGUUCUAUUACAUGUAUGUGUACUGUGAUAUUAGAUGAUUUUUCUAAAAAUAAUUUUUUAUUAGAAAUAAUUAAUAAUAUAUUAAAAUAUAUAUUUACUAUAUUUCCACAAUAUUGUUUAAGUCGUGGUUUAUUUGAUUUAGCUAAACGUUAUUAUAUUAUGAAUACUAUUAAACAAUAUACAACAAAUAUCAAGAAAUCAUCAUCAUCAUUAUCAUCAUUAUUAUGGAUAGAUUAUAAUACAAAUCCAUUACAUUGGAAUCUACUUGGUCAUAAAUUAUUUGCAUUAUUCAUUGAAGCAUGUUUAUUUUUUUUAUUUGUUUUAUUAAAAGAAAAUAAAUUUUUUAUACAAUCAAUUAAAUAUUAUUUUUAUAUUAAUUAUCCAAAAUUAUUCAUUAAACAUCAUAUGUUAUUAAUGAAAAAACUUAAUCAAAUGAAAUCGAAUUAUAAUGAUAAGGAUAAUGAUCAAAGUCAUCAUAUGAAUCAAUCAAUGAUUGAUAAUAAUAAUAAUGAAGAGGAUGAAGAGAAUAAUUCGGAAGAUGAAGAUGUACAUGCUGAAAGAUUACGUAUUUCAAAGGCUGACAAAGAAGGUUAUAUCAAUUCUCUAUGUUCAGUUGCAGUUAUUAAUUUAACUAAAUUUUUCCCUCGGAAGAAGAAACCAUCUGUUAAUCGUUUAACAUUUGGAGUUCGUCCAGGAGAAUGUUUUGGAUUACUUGGAGUAAAUGGAGCAGGUAAAACUACCACAUUUAAUAUGAUUACUGGCAAACUACAUCCAUCCAUGGGAACUGUAUAUGUCAAUGGAUUUAAUGUAGUUACACAAACUAAGAAUGCAUUGAAAAAUCUAGGAUAUUGUCCACAAUUUGAUGCUGUUCAUGAUCUUUUAACUGGUCGAGAAACACUUACUUUAUAUGCUCGUUUACGUGGUUUUCCUGAAAAACAAAUUUCUACAACUGUCAAUGAAUUAUUACAAAAUAUGGGUUUAUUACCAUAUGCCGAUCGUAUUACAUCAGUUUAUUCAGGUGGUAAUCUUAGAAAAUUAUCAACUGCAAUUGCUAUAAUUGGUAAACCACAAGUUAUAUUACUUGAUGAACCAACUAGUGGAAUGGAUCCAAUUGGUAAACGUUUUAUGUGGGAUCAAAUUAUAUCACUUAUUAAAGAUGGUCGAUCUAUUAUAUUAACAACUCAUAGUAUGGAAGAAUGUGAAGCAUUAUGUCAAUCAAUUGGUAUUAUGAUUAAUGGACAAUUAAAAUGUUUUGGUAGUAUACAACAUUUAAAAAAUCGUUAUGGUAAUGGUUAUCAUGUGGAAAUACGUUUAAAUCAUUUAAUAACAAUUGAACAAAUUAAUCAAUUAAAAAAUAAAUUUAAUAAAAAAUUUCCUCAUUCAAUAUUAAAUGAAUUACAAUCACAUUAUUAUGAAUAUCAAAUGAAUAAACAUAUUCAAUUAUCAAUAUUAUUUAAAUUAUUAAAUAAAAUGCAAUUCAAUCAUUAUAUUGAACAUUAUUCAGUAAAACAAACAACAUUAGAUCAAGUAUUUGUUAAUUUUUCACGUAAUACAAAUAAAUAAAUAAAUAAAUAAAACUACAAAUACUACUGAAUUAAUGAAAUAGAAUAUUGAAUGUUUUUUUUUUAAAAAAAAAAUAUAUCCCCUUUUAUUAUUUUUCUAUUGAGAUGCAUUUAUUUCAAUUGUAUUACGAUGCGGCAUAGUAACAUGAAUUGAUUUAUGUAUGUAUGUAUGUAUGUAUGUACGAAGUUCUAUGUUGUUGCUGACUGAUUGAUUAACUGAUUAUGAUCAUAUAACAAUCAUGAAUUGUAUAAGUGAUUCUUAAUAUUAUUAUGAAUUAGAAAUUAAUGAUAUUUACUAACUUAGUCAUUUACGCUUAUGACUCUUAAUGGAGUAUAGGCCGCUGUCUAGUAUUCUUUAAGUUACUUUGUUCUAAGUCUUCCUUUCUAUUUCUAUUUAAAUUUUUUUCGUUCAUUCUAUUCAUGUUUAUCUCUAUUUUUGGUCUUUCUCUUUACAUUUUUGGGGCUUUGAGGAGUCCAAGUCAGGGCAAAUCAAUAACAUAUAUAUAUAUACACACACACACAUAUAUAUAUAUAUAUGCUAAUAUUCUUGAACAUUCAAUUGCUUUUCUCUUUCUUAAAAAAAAGCAAACAAACAAUUUUGAUAAAAAUUUUUU
Messenger RNA from Schistosoma guineensis, 7645 nucleotides. NCBI's taxonomy places the organism in Eukaryota, Metazoa, Platyhelminthes, Trematoda, Strigeidida, Schistosomatidae. The record is from the annotation of a GenBank genome assembly.